AUGGUGUCAAAUAACAAGCAUUCAACGGAUGAUACUCGAAGUGAAAAUUCUGAGAUAAGUACUCCAACACCUGGUAAAUCUGAUUCAGGGAUCGAAUCCCCUUCGGAAUCAACAAAUAAAUUUCCAGGAAAAGAUCUUCCUCCACCUACUAUUGAGCAAACUCCUACACGUUUUUUGGCUUCAUGUUCAAAACUUGAUUUGGAACCAAAUCCAUUUGAACAAAGUUUUUCAGGUGUUGCCCCUAUUACAGAAAAUGCAGGAACAAGUAGUCCAAAACCUAGUUUACCUCCUUUAUCACAACUUGCAAGUCCUGGUCUUCCACCAGAUGAAAAUCAGUAUGGUUGGAAUUUACAAUCCUUGCGAAGUGGUGCCUUAUCACCAUCAAUGUUAGCGGGUCCACAAGAAACUAUCAUAUUCGAUAAUGUGCAAUCAACUGGUCGUACCGGAACUACUCCUCUUUCGUUUGUUCCUUAUCCAGAGCCUUCGCCUAGAUCGGCUGCUUUACUUGGAGCAGCCACUACCUCUUUUAACCCUAUGAUUUCGUUAUCAACCCCUGCAAAUCCUUCUGACUCAUUUGUUCGUAAUGUUUUUGGUUCAGGGGUUUCUCGUAUUACUGAAAAUGAUCGAGUUAUGUCUACAUUACCAUCAAAUCUUUUAAAUAUGUCAAAUGCAACAUCAGCACCUUCUUCUUCUUCUACAAAUGUCAUGGUAACUAAUACAUUAAAUCAUCAAACUUCUGUUCUUCUUGGAAAUUCUGCGAUCAAUAACCUUAAUAAUCGUAAUGUGCUCAAGGUGUCAACACAAGAUAUAAUAAAUAGAAUUCCAGAAACAAUUAUGCCCAAAACUGAAAAGGAGGAUCUCGUACAUUCGAAUAAUAAUAACGUAAGUGUUUUAAAUAACGGAAGACAAUCUAAUGGAAUAAAUGCACAUAAGCCACUAUCUCCUCUUUCGGAUUCUAUGGAUGAAGAUUCUGUACCACUCACCAAGAUGGGCAAUUUGAAUAUUUUAAAAUCUGGAUCUCGUGGAGCAAGACGAAAAGCAGAAGAACAACUCAUUAAUGAUCAUUCUCAAAAGAAACAUGGACAAAAAGUAAAAAACGAAAUGACUGACGAAGAAAAACGAAGGAACUUUUUAGAGAGAAAUCCCGCACUCAAAUGUCGUCAACGUAAAAAACAAUGGCUUGCUAAUUUACAAGCCAAAGUGGAAUUCUUGACUAACGAUAAUGAAACCUUACAAAAUCAAGCUCAAUCUUUACGAGAAGAAAUUAUCAAUUUAAAGACAUUAUUACUUGCCCAUAAGGAUUGUCCGAUUGCUCAAGCUAAUGGUGUUAUUGGAUUAGACUCGAUACCUCCCAGUAAUCAUGGAAUUCCAACAAAUGUGAAUGGCAUGAAUAUUGGACCAAAUGGUAUUCCGAUGGGAAUUGUGCAAAGUGGAAACGCAAGCAUGCAAGGCAAUGGAACUUCCGGAAAUAUGCCAAUGACAAAUGUGCAAGUUCCUCAACAUAUGUCAAAUCAUGUAACUGGACCGCCUGAUCUAUUAGAAGUGGUAGCUGAUAUUAAAGGUCAUUUAGUGGCUAAUAUUGUCAGUUUGUAUAUGGAAACAUGGGGUAUCAUCCGUUGUGAAUUAAAAGUUACCAAACAAAAAUGA
Messenger RNA from Diversispora eburnea, 1647 nucleotides. NCBI's taxonomy places the organism in Eukaryota, Fungi, Glomeromycota, Glomeromycetes, Diversisporales, Diversisporaceae. The record is from the annotation of a GenBank genome assembly.